UGUGACUCUGCAAAACUUCAGGUGACGAUGGCGAUGGCCAGCCCAGGAGGAAGUAGAGGGGCCCGGCUGUGUACUAUGCUGCUUGGGGCGGAGCGGCAGCCUCAGCCGGGUGGGCAGGAAGGACGAGGCCAGCUGCCGGCAGCAGCCAUGGCCGAGGCCGGGGACCAGAGCAUCCACACGCAGCACAUCUCAGCCACGCACAACAUACCCAUGCGUGUCCUCAUCCGGCCCAUCCCGGCGGAGCUGGAGCCAGGCAAGGUGCAGAGCCUGGUGGAGACCCUGCAGAAAGAUCCCGAGCAGGUGCCCCCCAUCGACGUGCUCUGGAUCAAGGGCAGCCAGGGCGGGGAUUACUUCUACUCCUUUGGGGGCUGCCACCGCUUCGCCGCCCACAAGGUGCUCAACCGGGAGACCAUCCCCGCCAAGAUCAUCCCCUCCACCCUCAGCGACCUCCGCACCUACCUGGGCUCCUCCACGCCCCACCUGCGCUAACGCGGCGCCGCGGAGGAUGCACGGCCCCUCGCAGCCCCCCCCCCCCCCCCCCGGCAGCUCCCUGCCCCGACGGGUCGCCGCAGGGUCCCCGUGGACUGAGCUGGGCCUGAUCCUGGGUCCCCGUGAGCCUCUGGUGGGAAUGGGGUCAGGGUCCCCCCGGUCCUGGGGGGGGGUCCCUGCGGGUCUGGGGUGUCCCCGCGCUACCCCAGCCGAGAUGGCAUCAGGGUCUCGCUGGCCGCGGGAGGCGCCCGGGGCCGUGCGGCGCGGCGGGGCCGGCAGGUGGCGCUAUUGUGCCGCGCUGCGCCGCGGGACCGGGGCGGGACGGCACGGGGUGAACUGGGACGGGAUAAACCGGGAUGAACCGAGAUGGGACGGGACGGGAUGAACCGGGACGGCACGGGGUGAACUGGGACGGGAUAAACCGGGAUGAACCGAGAUGGGACGGGACGGGAUGAACCGGGACGGCACGGGGUGAACUGGGACGGGAUAAACCGGGAUGAACCGAGAUGGGACGGGACGGGAUGAACCGGGACGGCACGGGGUGAACUGGGACGGGAUAAACCGGGAUGAACCGAGAUGGGACGGGACGGGAUGAACCGGGACGGCACGGGGUGAACUGGGACGGGAUAAACCGGGAUGAACCGAGAUGGGACGGGACGGGAUGAACCGGGACGGCACGGGGUGAACUGGGACGGGAUAAACCGGGAUGAACCGAGAUGGGACGGGACGGGAUGAACCGGGACGGCACGGGGUGAACUGGGACGGGAUAAACCGGGAUGAACCGAGAUGGGACGGGACGGGAUGAACCGGGACGGCACGGGGUGAACUGGGACGGGAUAAACCGGGAUGAACCGAGAUGGGACGGGACGGGAUGAACCGGGACGGCACGGGGUGAACUGGGACGGGAUAAACCGGGAUGAACCGAGAUGGGACGGGACGGGAUGAACCGGGACGGCACGGGGUGAACUGGGACGGGAUAAACCGGGAUGAACCGAGAUGGGACGGGACGGGAUGAACCGGGACGGCACGGGGUGAACUGGGACGGGAUAAACCGAGAUGGGACGGGACGGGAUGAACCAGGACGGCACGGGGUGAACUGGGACGGGAUAAACCGGGAUGAACCGAGAUGGGACGAGACGGGAUGAACCGGGACGGGACGGGAUGAAACGGGACAGGAUGAACCAAGAUGGAACGAACCAGGCCGGGAUGAACUGGGAAGGGUCGUGCCAGGAUGAACUGGGACGGGUCAGGCCGGGCUUAACGGGCGCGGCUGAACUGUGACAGGCUGAACCGGGAUGGGAGGGGCUGAACCGGGGCACGGUUCAACCGGGACGGGAUGAACCGGGACACACUGGAACUGGGCCAGUUCACAGCCCAUCCAGGGCACAGCUGAACCAGGAAGGGACACAGGCAAAGCGGGGCACAGCCAUACCUGGAGCACAAGCGGUACUGGAGAACAGCUGAAGCGGGGCACAGCUGAACCAGGAGGAGGCUCAGCCGAACUGGGCAUGGCCAGUCCCCAGCACCCCCCCAGCAACUCUGGGCUCACUCUGUGCCUGGUGCAGGAGGAUCCCAGGCUAUGCUUGUCCCAAAACCACCUGCCCCCCUCCCUGGACACAUCCCGUGGUCCCCCUCUUCAUGGGGGACAUCUCCAAAAUGGUGUGGUGGGGACAUGCACUGCUGCACCUGGAAUAAAGGCAAUGAAACCCCCACA
Messenger RNA from Phalacrocorax carbo (great cormorant), 2203 nucleotides. The record is from RefSeq and is a predicted model, not a curated record. Lineage: Eukaryota; Metazoa; Chordata; Aves; Suliformes; Phalacrocoracidae.